Hibiscus syriacus is the source of this 1024-nucleotide messenger RNA. Its product is annotated as proteasome subunit alpha type-3-like. Bases 34 to 783 code for a protein of 249 amino acids. Lineage: Eukaryota; Viridiplantae; Streptophyta; Magnoliopsida; Malvales; Malvaceae. Gene Ontology annotation, biological process: ubiquitin-dependent protein catabolic process. The record is from RefSeq and is a predicted model, not a curated record. Gene Ontology annotation, cellular component: proteasome core complex, alpha-subunit complex; nucleus; proteasome core complex. The transcript is spliced from 9 exons.
GUUACAAGUAGGGAAAAGCAGAGAAGAAACAAGAUGAGCAGCAUAGGAACUGGUUACGAUCUCUCGGUCACCACUUUCUCUCCCGACGGCCGCGUUUUUCAGAUCGAAUACGCCGCCAAAGCCGUCGAUAACAGCGGAACUGUGAUUGGAAUAAAAUGCAAAGAUGGGAUCGUAAUGGGAGUUGAGAAGUUGAUAGCUUCAAAGAUGAUGUUACCUGGUUCUAAUCGAAGAAUCCACUCCGUUCAUCGCCAUUCCGGCAUGGCAGUGGCUGGAUUAGCAGCUGACGGUAGGCAAAUUGUAGCCCGUGCUAAAUCUGAAGCUACUAAUUACCAAAGUGUAUAUGGUGAGCCCAUUCCCGUUAAAGAACUUGCUGAACGAGUUGCGAGUUAUGUGCAUUUAUGCACCCUUUACUGGUGGCUCAGGCCCUUUGGCUGUGGGAUAAUUCUCGGUGGUUAUGAUAGAGAUGGUCCCCAAUUAUAUAUGGUUGAACCGUCUGGCAUCUCCUAUAGAUACUUUGGUGCUGCAAUCGGGAAGGGAAAACAAGCUGCCAAAACAGAAAUCGAAAAGUUGAAGCUGUCAGAAAUGACGUGCAGGGAAGGGGUUUUUGAAGUAGCCAAAAUCAUCUACAAGGUACAUGAUGAAGCUAAGGACAAGGCCUUUGAACUGGAGAUGAGUUGGGUAUGUGAUGAGUCAAAGCAACAACUUCGAAAGGUUCCCGAUGACCUUUUAGAGGAAUCGAAGGCUGCUGCUAGGACUGCACUGGAAGAAAUGGAUGCCGACUAAUGAUGAUCGGAGGUAGAAUUAUUCUGUUUUUAUGGACAGUCUGGUUUAAAAGAUGAGUGUCUGAUUAAACAGUCUUUCUAAGAUGAGAUGAUAUAAGAUCAGCGAAAUUGAACUACUCGAAUUGAAAAUAAUCAUUUGAUUGAUUAUUUUGGAUUUUCACUCGUACUGGUUAGAUUGGAUUGGAUGAUGCUCGAGUUGGAAAAUGGAAACCCCAUACUCUAUCAACACGGCCAAUUUAUUU